Molecule: messenger RNA, 2406 nt
Organism: Microplitis demolitor
Lineage: Eukaryota; Metazoa; Arthropoda; Insecta; Hymenoptera; Braconidae
Exons: 5
Coding region: 295-942 (215 amino acids)
Source: RefSeq, a predicted model, not a curated record
CGCAAGUGUUUACAGUAAACGUUCGCUUGUGCGCCUUUGUCAGCCUGAUAUAUAUACAUAUAUACUAGGGGAUGUCGCUCAAUGUACACUCGAGGUUUUGUGCAACCGAUCAAUAAAUGGUAAAACUCGUAUAAUUUCAGACUGACAGUUCAUAUCGAAAUCGUGAAUAAAACGGAAUGGGUUGUUGAUUAACCGUUUUUUUUUACGUAAAUCAUUAAUUAUUGAAAUUUUUGAUCUGUUUUUAUCCCACUUUAAUGUAAGUGAAAUAAAGUAUUUUUAAACAUUAUAUUAAAAAUGAGUUUAUUGGAAAACUGUUGGAAAGAUGCGACUGAGGGCUUCAAUACAGAUGUAUGUGAUACCUGGUUAGCUCGUUUACAGGAAGUAUAUUCUGAUGAAAAAAGAACGUAUCACAAUUUGGAUUCUCUUAUAGAAAAGUUAGGUCAUUAUUUAGAAAUAAAAGAUCAAUUAAAAAAUUCCAAAGCUUUGCUUUUAGCUUUAUUUUUUCAAAACUUCGAAUACGAUCCAAAAGCUCUUGAUGGUGAAAAUCGGAAUACAGACCAUUUUAUUGCAUUUGCUGAUGAAGCUGAAAUACCUCAAGAUGAUGAAAUACGAGAUGAAACUUGUGCACUCCUGAAAGCAAUAGCGAUUCACAGUACUGAAGAACAUAAAAUCGAUGGUGCCUUUGGUAGCGAAGAUGCUCACUAUUUAUUAGAUUUAGAUAUGGCUGUUUUAGGAUCAAAUCCUGAAAUUUACUCAGAAUAUAGAGACAAAAUUCGAGGAGAAUAUUCGUUUCUCAGCGAACCAAUGUAUACAGCAUUAAGACUGAAGGUGCUGCAAAAUUUUUUACAAAUACCAAAUAUUUUUGCCACGAAAGAAUUUCGAGAAAAAUUUGAAGACCAAGCAAGGCAAAAUAUUCAAUCCGAAGUAGAAUUUUUGUCUUGAAAUUAAUAAAUUAUUAUAAAAAGUACCGCAUUUAUAAAAGUAAAUAUAUGCAAUUUGCGAUUUGAUUUUACUAUAUACAAAGUUUACUUACAUUUUCAAACGUAUUUUCUAUAUUUUAUAAAUGUUCAAAAAGUAUUCGUUCGUUUUGUCUAUUUUCAAUCAUUUUUUUUGUGGAUUUUUUUUUUUUUAUCUUUUUAAAUAAGCACUUUAGAGGCUGGAUAAUUGAUUUAAUUAUCGUGAUUCCUGAAAAAGUUGUGGAAGUUAACAUAAUGGAGAUUUUGAACAAUUUAAAAACAUGAUAUUUUUUAAGCUCGACUCAAAAUUAAUGAAGUACUUUAAACUUUCAAAUUUGACAUAAGGACAUGGAGGUUGAAAUUAUCAUUUAAGAUUAUGAUAAUCGGUACUUCAAAAUGAUAAUUUGAAUCUAAAUUUGGUAACUUUAUCCGCUUUUACCAAAUUUCGGUUGAAAUCGUCAUUUUUAAAUGAUAAAAUGUGCCCUCAGAAUCUACAUCGUUAGGGUAAGAUUCUUUUCGGAUGUGUAUAAUAGGUAAAAGGAAAGAAGGGAAAAGAGGACAUUAAUCGAAAAUGACUGCCAUCUCGACAUCAAUUUGAAACAAAAAAAUUCUACAAAUAAUUUUUCAGUAGUAAAUAUCGUAUUGUAUGAUUAAAUCCGAUGACAUCGAAUUUAUUAUUAAUAAUGAUUAAAGGUAUGCGAUUAGUAUUCGAAUUGAAAAUUACUUAUCAAUAUGAAAUUCGAAUUGAAUAAUGAGAAUCUUUAACUCAUUCGAAUAUUAUUAAUGUUCAAUCGCCUCGGAGUACUGGAAAUUUAAAACCACCGACAGGUUCGAAAAAUACUGCAGAUAAUUAAUCUACUGGCGCCGGGAAACGAUACUAACAUUUAACAAAUAUGAAGCAUGAACGCUGCCACAUUGCUUCUCGACCGCUCACGUUCAGUAAAUGUUUUCAUCUAUUUAAAAAGCUCUUAUUAUUGUAACGAUAAUCUUCUGUAAAGGAAUUGAGCUCAUUCGAAUUUACAAAUUAAAAGUAUGGUAGGCAUUCGAGGGUUAAAAUAUCCUUCUAAACUGAUGAUUAUUUUUCCUUCAUAGGCGGAUUUACUUCUUCAUACGCGAUUUCAGAACACUAAGGAGUUGAGUAAUAUAUUGCAUUUAGUGGCAAGUCCAAAAUCAAAAGAACUGAGUCCUUUGGGGCUCAGAAAACUUUAUUAAUUUUGACUCGAGAAGUUUUUUAAGUUAAAAGCACUAUUGAAUAACUAUUUCUAUGUGUAUUUUUGAUUUGUGAAAGAUAAUAAUUUAUAUGAAAACAAAAAAAUAUAUUGUUAUCGAAAACUAUUUAGUCUCAAAUAUUUGCAGGCAAAUAAAUGAGAAAUGUUUCCUUUGUAUUCGUUUUUCAAGUUAUAAAAUUUAUGCAACAAUAUAACUAUACAUUUAGUAAUAAUAAAAAUUG